This is a messenger RNA of Lactuca saligna, 1760 nucleotides long. NCBI's taxonomy places the organism in Eukaryota, Viridiplantae, Streptophyta, Magnoliopsida, Asterales, Asteraceae. The record is from the annotation of a GenBank genome assembly.
UAUCAAUUCAAUCAUCCACAGUCCCACGCGACUGUCUCCGACAUCUUCGUUUCUUCGAUCACGAUGGCCAUGGAUGACGGAAGGGUAGCUCUUCUCGCAGCAAAAAGGAGAGGAUUCACUCGCAGCGCCUCCCACGCUUCCGAUGAACUCCAGAGUUUCCGAUCAUGGCUCCGGUGGAUGUGUGUCGAUCAGUCUAAUGGUUGGACUGCUUCGCUCUCGUGGUUCGUCUUCAUCAUCUUCACCUUCGUCGUCCCUAGCUUUUCUCAUUUCUACCUCGCUUGCAGCGAUUGUGAUAAUCGGCAUGCCAGGCCCUAUGAUAGCCUUGUUCAAUUGUCUCUGAGUGGUAUCGCUACGCUGUCAUUUAUUUCGCUCUCGCAAUUCGUGAGGAUCUAUGGACUUCGUAGGUUUCUGUUCUUUGAUAAGCUUUGUGAUGAAAGCGAGAUCGUUCGAAAGGGGUAUACAGAACAUCUCCAUAGAUCUCUCAAAAUCCUCUCCAUCUUCGUUGUCCCAUGUUUUGCAGCCGAGAGUGCAUACAAGAUCUGGUGGUAUACUUCAGGUGCAACAGCCAUUCCCUUCUUAGGAAAUGUUAUAGUGAGCGACUCAGUAGCAUGCAUCAUGGAACUCUGCUCAUGGCUCUACAGAACAGUGGUGUUUUUCCUAGUCUGUGUUCUCUUUCGCCUCAUCUGUUGCCUUCAAAUCCUUCGUCUACAAGAUUUUGCACAAGUCUUUCAAGUUGAUUCAGAUGUCGAAUCUGUAUUAAGAGAACAUUUAAGGAUCAGAAGGCACUUGAAAAUCAUAAGCCAUCGUUAUCGUGCUUUCAUAACAUUUGCCCUCAUCAUCGUCACAGUCAGUCAGUUCGCUGCACUUCUUGAUACCACCCGCAAGAAGGCUGACCUCAGCAUUUUCAAAUCCGGUGAACUUGGAUUGGUGUCUGUAAGCUUGCUUGCGGGGUUAAUGAUAUUGCUAAGGAGUGCAGCAAGGAUCACACACAAGGCACAAGGGGUGACGUGUCUGGCUGCAAAAUGGCACGUGUGUGCAACAAUUGACAUCUUUGAGUCACCGGAGGCGGAUACAGAAACCCCAACUGCGGGUGGUGUUUUUGGGCUCCCUUUUGAACCACCGUCUUCUGACUUUGAUGAUGUUGGUAGUGAAGAAGAUGAGUUGGACAACACAAAAAUCAUACCUGCGUAUGCUUAUAGCACAAUCUCUUUCCAAAAAAGGCAAGCCUUAGUGACGUAUUUUGAGAACAACACAGCAGGGAUAACCGUUUUUGGGUUUAUGCUGGAUAGGAGUUCGCUACAUACCAUAGCCAUGAUAGAAAUGUCCCUCGUCUUGUGGUUGCUUGGAAAAACCAUUAAUGAAAUUUCAUGAAAACCAUAUCUCAUAUAUCCGCCACAAAACAAAAAAAAAUAACAAAUGCAUGCUUUCGGAAAACUUGUUAUCUUCUAGUUUUGCCAAACGGACUGAACCAGUCUGGUUCAGCCUCAGUUUCAUCAUGUGCACCAAACGCUACUUGAAUGUGUAGAAAGGGGUGGAGAAACUCCAAAAAAGGGAAAGGUGUAUGGAGAGCCAUUUAUAUGCUUUGUUAAUUAUUUGUGUUGUUUCUUCUUUCUUUCAUUCUUUUGUUAUUUAUUUCAUUGCUGCGUUUGGUCACAGAGUAAACUAGUAUGUAACAUAAAUGCAGUUGGUGAUAUACAUGUCGUAUCCAAUUGCUCAGCUCUAUGUAUGGUUUUGUUGAAAUCGGACUAAAUAUAUCAUCA